Molecule: messenger RNA, 1744 nt
Organism: Daktulosphaira vitifoliae (grape phylloxera)
Lineage: Eukaryota; Metazoa; Arthropoda; Insecta; Hemiptera; Phylloxeridae
Product: synaptic vesicle glycoprotein 2C-like
Exons: 9
Coding region: 266-1729 (487 amino acids)
Biological process (GO): transmembrane transport
Cellular component (GO): membrane
Molecular function (GO): transmembrane transporter activity
Source: RefSeq, a predicted model, not a curated record
AAAUAACCAAAUUGUUUAAUUAUUUGUUAUAUGUAUUUUUUUUAUAGGUUUGGACUUUUUAGAAAAUGGUUCAAUUUUUGAGCAUGCUAUUACAUGCGCAGAAUUCGGUAAAUUUCACUAUUAUUUGCUCGUACUUAGUGGUUUAAUUUAUGCAAAUUGCGCUAUAUCUAUUACAAUUAUCUCAUUUGUUUUACCAUCAGCACAAUGCGAUUUCGAUUUGAGUUCUUCAGAUAAAGGCCUAUUAAAUGCCGUUCCCCUUUUAGGCAUGUUCUUAGGAUCUUAUUUUUGGGGAUGUUUAGCUGAAAUGCAUGGAAGAAAAAAUGCAUUGAUUGGAGCGUUACUCUUAGAUGGUAUUUUUAGUUUAAUAUCCAGUUUUCUAACGUUCUUUUGGCCUUUUUUGUUUUGCCGUUUCUUUAGUGGUUUUGGGGUUGCAGGUUACUUGGGAAUAUUGUUUUCAUACUUAGGAGAAUUUCAACCAAAAAUUUAUAGGGAAAAAGUAUUGUCAUGGUUGGAGACAUUUUGGACUUUGGGCGCUAUUGCAUUACCAUUGAUCGCUUGGGGUAUCAUACCACUAACAAUAGAAUAUAGAUAUGAUAUUUUUAAGUAUUCCUCAUGGAACGUUUUUUUAACAUUAUGUUCUUUACCCAGCAUCUUUUUGGCAUUGUGGUUAACUCAAUUUCCAGAAAGUCCAAAGUUCUUACUAGAGUGUGGUGAAUAUGAAGAAGCACUAAAGUGUCUUAAACAGAUAUAUAUGGAAAAUACGGGUGAACCCGGUGACUCUUAUCCAGUACGAAGUCUCAUUGAGAACGAAGUACGUUGCAGUAUAGUCAGUAUACAGUCAAAACGAUCACUAAGAAGUAUGAAAACUGUCAAGACCCCAAAAGACUUAAGAAACUUACUAAAAGAGAUUUGGUACCAAACUAAGGAAAUGUUUAAGCCACCACAUUUAAAAAACACUGUCCUUACUUGUUUAAUACAAUUAGGAUUAUCAUCUACAUACUACACAAUGAUGUUAUGGUUUCCGGAGUUGUUUAAUAGAUUUGAACAUUUUGAACAUGAACAACCUGGCAAAGACACAUCAGUUUGUCAAGUAUCAUCGGUAUACAUUAAAACCAAUGGGAACCUCAACUUAAAUGACUCGUGUGGAUCAAGUAUUGGCCAUUCUGUGUAUUUGCAUACUUUAUGGAUCGGUAUAGCUUGUAUCCCUACAUCUCUUUGGAUGCCUUUGUGUGUACAUAGAUUAGGCGCUAAAUUUUUUUUAGUAAUAAGUCUUUUUGUAUCCGGUGUUGUAAUAGCUGCAUUGAACUUCGUCAGAAAUUCUUUACAAAAUCUUAUUUUAUCGUGUUUAUUUGAAGCAUUUACAAGCUUAGGUAUCAGUGUACUUAUGUGCAUUAUGGUGGAACUAUUCCCAACUAACAUGAGAAUCAUGGCAGCAGCUGCAUCUGCUACGUUUGGUCGUUUAGGAUCAUUGUUGGCUAAUAUACUAUUUGGAUUGCUCAUCGAUUCACACUGCAUAUUAAUUAUUAUUAUUUUCAGUUCGUUUUUGAUAAGUAAGAAUAAUAUUAAUUAUGAAUAUUUAAGGGUUUGCAAAUAUAACGUUAGUAGGGUAAUAUUGGGAAUUCUAGAACCCCCCGCCUCACCCCUUCACCUAACCACCCACCGUUGGGUGGGCGUGGUCGGGGGAGGGGCGUGUCACACAGUGGGCGUGGUUUCUCAAUGGUGGGGGUAAUGUCAAGGUCAUAUA